Erythranthe guttata (spotted monkey flower) is the source of this 1005-nucleotide messenger RNA. Its product is annotated as Clathrin adaptor complex small chain family protein. Gene Ontology annotation, biological process: intracellular protein transport; vesicle-mediated transport. Lineage: Eukaryota; Viridiplantae; Streptophyta; Magnoliopsida; Lamiales; Phrymaceae. The record is from RefSeq and is a predicted model, not a curated record. Gene Ontology annotation, cellular component: membrane coat.
UUAAUACACACUGAAACUUUUCCAGAAGUGCGAGUUUCUAUUAGCUUCCAAUUGUGCGUGUGUGUGUGUGUGUGUGUGAGAGACAGAGGGGUAGAGAGAGAAAGGAGCUACAGAAAAUCGGAGACGAAUCAACGAACUAUGAUACGAGGAGUAAUUAUAAUGAACGAUCAAGGCAAGCCCCGCCUCAUCAAAUUCUACGAAUUUCAGCCUGUGGAGAAGCAGCACGAGUUGGUUCGGAGCAUAUACAGAAUUUUAUGUAGUAGAGCUGAGAAUGUCAGUAAUUUUGUCAAAGUGGAUUCUCUUUUCGGACCGGAUGUAAGGCUCGUGUACAAAACCUUUGCAACGUUGUACUUUGUGUUCGUAUUUGAUAACUCCGAAAAUGAGCUCGCGAUGCUGGAUCUCAUGCAAGUUUUUGUGGAGACAUUGGACAAGUGUUUCAGUAACGUAUGCGAGCUUGACGUAGUGUUUAAUUUUAGCAAGGUGCAUACAAUUUUAGAUGAGAUUAUAUUGGGUGGCCAAGUGCUCGAGACGAGUUCUUCAGAAGUCGUCAAGGCCGUUGAAGAAAUCUCAAAGAUGGAAAGGAACGCAAAUUCAAUUCUACCAGCCAGUUGGCAGGGUCGAUAGCAGCUGAAUAUUACUAAUUCCGUUCGAUUUCAACAAAUUUUAUGCUGAGUUAAACGCAUCCACUCCUUUUUUUUUCUCCCAUGUAUAACAUCGUCAUUUCACCAGACUCGGGGGCACAGAUAUUUGAGAUCAACCUUUCUAUGAAUUCGGAUUUAUUCGACAUAAACUGCGAACGUACCUGCAAAAUUCACAACACUAUACUAACAUUGUUAAGAUUUUUCGUCGAAUGAGACGAUUCUUGUCUGUAUUGUACUAAUCUUGACUCUUUCAUUUCUUUAAUUGGUGACUAAGAAGAUUAGUUACAUGAAUAGCUUUUGCAUUUGAAGUGUAGUGUACAUGUAAUUUAUGUUUUUAUCGCCAUAUACUCUCCGGCUUCUACAU